Messenger RNA from Truncatella angustata, 1344 nucleotides. RefSeq lists its product as uncharacterized. Lineage: Eukaryota; Fungi; Ascomycota; Sordariomycetes; Amphisphaeriales; Sporocadaceae. The transcript has 3 exons. The coding region runs from base 122 to 1339 and encodes 405 amino acids. The record is from RefSeq and is a predicted model, not a curated record.
CUCCUACUUGAUGAUAUCAUCUUGUUAGGUAGAACAUGUAAUACUGCUUCUGUGCAAAGCUCUAGGUACCAGCCAAACUAUCGUCAUAGUUAUUCGGAUCUAAUUCCAUCUCGACUGGGACAUGAGGGGUUGGCCGGUUAUUGCGUUCUUUAGCUAUGUCCAAAUACUCUCUUGUAAUGGAAGUCAUGUUAAAGAUCAAAAUAAAAAUAAACUUCAUCAGCAACGCGCAAGCAACUGUAACUUCCCCUCCGAAGAUCAGCAUUCACCAGAUACGCCCGUCAUACGUCAAGCAACUAUCAAACCCUUUCCAUACUUACUUCGCUUCAGAAGGCUGCAUUUGUCCUGGUUUCUUCUCGCAGUAGUUCCUGCAACUGUCUUUCUAUUCAGUAUUUUCGGGUGCUCCCCAGGUUUCUCCAAUAUCGUUCCGUUACCACCGCAUCUACCACUGCUUCUCGUCAUGGUUCUAGGAAAGCGAAAGGCUGGGCUGCAAGGCGGCCGCGACACGACUGGUGCAGAACGGGCAAGAGGCAUUAUCGAAUCGCUGCACCGGAUCGAGGUUUGGGACCGUUUGAAGGAGCUCGAAUUCUACAUCCAUCUGUCCUCGCAUACCGAUCUGAAUCGAGAAGAGAGGGAUGCCAUCGCAGAUUGUCUGGAGUGCAAGUUUGCCCAAGGCGAUUUCGAUGGUCUACAGCGUGACUUCAUGGCAAAGCUGACCCAUUUGGAGAGGGUCGUUCGUGGUCGCUAUGACCACAUCGUCGAUUUUCUACGGCCCACGCGGGCGCCUUCCUUGAUCGAGACAACUAACUACGCUCUCCGUAACUUGGAUGCCACCAACGUCAAAUGCCUCAACGACUUGCUAAUUUACCAUAAUCCUGCUCGAGUAAUCCGAGUCCGCGACAGCAUAGUUAGCGCAUUCAAGAAAGAUAAAACCUUGACCUUUGAGCAGAUGCGAAACGCCACUCUAGACAUCCAGGAGUUUGUCUCGUAUUUGUUCCCAUGGAGACGCCAGCUCCUUUACCUGCACCUUCUGACAUCGAAGCACAAGCCACAUCCUGCAGAAGUGGCGUGGACACAGGACGCUCUCAUGUCUCCCGGGAUUGCACAGGCGGUCAGAGAUCGGAUGAACGACCGCCGGAGCACAAAUACUUCACCUGCUUUGCAAAAGCUCGGCACCACGAUUAAUCUCAUUAUUCAUCAAGUAACUUACCGUCAGCCUGGACUGAUGGCCGCUAGCUUGCGAGCAGAUGCGGCCGAACUAGACAAACAGGAAAUGGACCUACUGAUUGGACAAAUCAGGGAAGCACAGGAGCUUAUGAGAGGUCAAGACCAGGGAAAUUGAUCAAA